Messenger RNA from Hibiscus syriacus, 2794 nucleotides. Its product is annotated as F-box protein At5g39450-like. Bases 394 to 2265 code for a protein of 623 amino acids. Gene Ontology annotation, molecular function: protein binding. The transcript is spliced from 2 exons. NCBI's taxonomy places the organism in Eukaryota, Viridiplantae, Streptophyta, Magnoliopsida, Malvales, Malvaceae. The record is from RefSeq and is a predicted model, not a curated record.
ACUUUCUUCUAAACUUCAUAAAUCUACGGACUUUGGUUAACCAAGCUUUGUUUUUCUUUCUUAUGUCUCUUGAGUUGUAGAUGCAAAGGUUAGGGAAGCCUCUCUUCUUUUUAUUUUGGGGGAUUUUAAUGAAAACCCACUUUGAUUUUCUUCUCCAGCUUUAGGAUAAGUGGGAAAUCAAAAACCCAUUUCUGUUCAAGGCCUGAUUUGAAGCUGGGAGAAUUUGGUUGGUGUAUUGGGUAACAUGCGCUCUCUGAAUUCUGAUUUCUUUUGGGGUUGUUUAUUUAUAGAUUCAGAAUUGUUGGUUUUGCAUGAAUAUUGAUUUAUAUCUCAAUUUGUGGGUUAAAAAGGAAAUCUUGAUAUCUCCAAAGAACAAAUAACUGAGACGCUGCUAUGGUGCUAGAAACUUGUGGUUCUAGCUUCUUUCUUGCUUUACCUGAUGAUGUGUUUGCUAUUAUACCUCGGUCCCUUUCACCAAAGGACAUAUGUAAUCUGAGUAUAUGUUGUAAAAGUUUAUGUGCACUUGUUUCCUCUGAAAAGAUUUGGCUCACUCAAUGUGAUUUAGUUGCAAUUGUUCCUACGAGGGACCUCGUGGAGUGGAGGGAAGGUGUAGUAUCUUACAAGGCGCUUUGCCGCUUCCUUGUUAGAGUAAAGCCAUUGCUUGGCCUUUGGGUUCACCAGAAUCCUGAGCUUGGCAAUGUAGUGUAUGUAAUGCCUGGUUUCGUUUCUGUUGUUGGAUGUCGAAUAAUUCCACAAGAGCUUGGUCCCUUGGGAAUUGAGGAUGGCCCCAUUCUUUGGGCACCGGUGUUUGAAAUUAUUGGUGAUUUUGAUGGUUCCGCCACAUUUCUUCUUCAUGGUAGGGAGAAAGGAUGUGACUAUUUAUAUCCCGGUUCAGUGGAAUCUGUGGAGCGGAAUUGUAACGUGCUUUUGCUUGAGGUUGAGCCUAAAGCAAAAAGGAAUGGAUGUAAACUAAUCCAUAGUAAGAGCUUUGCUCAUCACUCCAAUGAGGAGAUUUCAAGAAAGGUUUGUAGAUCAAAUAGUGGUUUAUUGAGAUCCUCAGGACAGAGUGAGGCCAUGGUUCCUUUUAGUCGGUUAACUUUUGGUGACAGAAGAAAGUUGCUUGAGACUGUUACUAGCCAAAUUUGUUUUAAGGUUACUGAUUCUGUAAGUGGGCCUCUAUUUCCUCGGUUGAGGGAGAAUGCAGAGAACUUCCAAAAGGAUUUGGUGCUUAUGUUGCAGCGAAGAUCACUGCUUCUUCAGAUGUUUAAGUUUGAUAGUGAACUAGGUUGCACAGAUUCGAAGGCAAGUACUGCAAUGCCUGCUGGUCCUAUUCAGUUGGAACUCAGUGACAUUAGAAAGAGCUUUGACCGUUCUAGUUCUUCUAAUUCUCUGAAUGGAGAUGAUGAUCAGACACACAGAAACAAUAGGAAAAGUCUAGGCAGGUACUUCAGAGCUAGCAUUAAGAAAAUUCUUCAGAAACCUAGUUCUGUAAACGGUGGUCGAGCUAUUUCAAAAUGCAAUUCUUCUAGUAGUGAGAAUAGGCAUGCUCAGCUUCAUGAAUUUCUAAAUUCAGGGGAUACUAUAGGGCUGACGUUACAUGCCUCUACAAUGAAGUUAUCAUUUUAUCGAGCUUGGCCUAAUAUGCAUGAUACACGGUUUGCUCUUUACAAGCUGCCCAUGCGGGUUCCGAGGGAGGACCAAGAGUAUGCUGGUUUAUGGGGAGGAACAUUCGGUUGGCCUCCUGGAAGGCCGACUGAAGACAAGCCUGGUAAAGCUCUGUUCUUUCUUUUGCUCUCUUAUGAAGAGACAGAGGGAAAACAGCUUCUCAUUGCAACUAAAAUAUUGGAAGGCACCCACUAUGUUCUGCACCCAAACGGUUCUGCAAUGUUCACUGUAAAUAUUGAUGAUCCUUCACCGGACCCAUUUCCCUGGGAUAGUGAUGCAGAUUCACAUCCUGUCAAUGUGAAGCAUGCUUUUACGGGAGAAGGUAUUGCAAAUGGAUAUGGUUUUAGAUAUCCUGGCUCAAAGCCUGGCUCACUUUUUGUCAUUCAAAAUGGUCUGCUUGCCUUCAUGUGGAAGGAAUCGAGAGUUGUCUUGACCCUGCAAAGACUCGAUUUGCAAGACCUUUUGAAGAAAGGUGAACAGGUGCCUGCUCUACCUCCAAUUGCCAACUUUUCAUAUUUGACCAAGUCCUACUCAAAUGUGUUCACUGGGUUCUCCAACGCCUCAACAUGUUCAUCUGCUCUAAGGCAAAUGCAUGUUUAGGUCACCAAGGGGUACUGGAAUAAAUUGCAAAUACUCAACUAUUGUUUCUAUGCCAGUUUAUCAUGUGGAGCAGGUUGUUUCCAAAACAACAAUGAGGAUUAUCUCAUUGUGUUUGUAUUCUUGUGCUUCCGGUGAAGAUGUAUGGUUAAAGGCUCGGUAAUAUAUAGCCUACAAAGGAGAGACUGUAUUUCGAAGAUAUGGUACAAGUUUUCUCCGUUAACUUUUUUCCUUUUUAGAUAUUAUAUUGACACACUUAUAUGAAGAGUGGUAAUAAGCAUAUCUUGUAGUGGGAAUCCACAUUGUUGUUGAAAUUAUCCUUCUUCCCUCUCCUCUUCCUGUACUUUCUCAGAGAAAGGAGAGCCAGUUGAAGUUGUUAAUAUCCAAUAAAAUCGAAUGUUCGGGAAGAAUCAAAUGGUUCUAUCGGUUUUUCAAGGAUAUACCAGGAUUUCGGUUAAGCGGUAUAGAUAUCGUUGUGAUGUGAGGUAGAGAUGGAAGGAAGGGGAAGAGGAAGAGGAGGGAGUUGAUGUAU